Messenger RNA from Lepisosteus oculatus (spotted gar), 2550 nucleotides. RefSeq lists its product as uncharacterized. NCBI's taxonomy places the organism in Eukaryota, Metazoa, Chordata, Actinopteri, Semionotiformes, Lepisosteidae. The record is from RefSeq and is a predicted model, not a curated record.
AUGUACACAUUAUUGUGUCGUGACACCAAUAAUAGAUGAGAGUUUAACCUCAAUGUCGAGGUACACGUUUUCCACAGUUGUGUUUCAGUUUCAAUACCAAGAUAUUCGAGCCGUUUCCUCAAGAUUGAUUAUUGACUUAUUUGAGGCCCGGAGUCUGGAGAAUUGUUUUUAAACACCCCCUCGCCUAAAACAAAGUACCAUUUUACCAUUUCCCAUAGUUUAUUGAGUUCAGAUUUUAGAAAUCCUGUUACAGAAUCGCAAUAGCUAAACUUAUGUUUCCUUAAUGACCGGGCCACUUGUACUGUAUGACAUAGCGCACCUAGAUAGUCAAUCGGUAUUUCACCAUAAUCACCAUCAAGACCAUUUCGUCGUCUUGAUCUCACCAGACGCUCUAAUUCCAGUCUUUCAGGCGGCGGAAGUGAUGAGGAAAAUGGUCGCUGGCGGCUGCCGGUUUCCUUGCGGGAACCGAGCGACGCGAGAGCCCUGAGCCAGGGCACCACCGCCCAGCUUCCCGUCGAGUGUGUUGUCACGAUGGGAUCGCAUGUCUCCUUCCCCAGCUUCGUCGGUCUUCGCCAUUCGUCACCCUGGCUUUGAGCCAUGGCAACAGUCGAGGCGACCCAUUAGCCACAGAAUGUCCUAUUUGCGGUGAAAGGCAGUAAAUGAAUCCUUGUCACAGUUCUGUACUCAAUAAUCAUCAUCUCCGGGAAUGCCCCCUAAUCCGUGACCCCCUAGUUUUUAAACACAAUAAAAGACGAAUGUAUUGUAUAUACUGUAGACCUGUCGCUAAUAUUGCUGCAGUUAGAAACAAAAUUGCGCUUAAACCUUAUUAAUCUUUACCGGGUAUCGAAUCCACCAAAUUAGUGUGUUAGGAUUAGGGGUGUACGUGUCGUAUUACAAUUAUUUGUUAAUCUCUUGGGUUAUAAAAAUGUCAAUCCAAUCUUAAUAACGACGAAUAAUGCAAUAACCACUGGCCUACAGUUACCGUAUGCUCGAAAGGCUCGCAUUUUUCCCCCUGCCUCGAAAAGUCUUUAAUUUUUCUUUAAGGAGCUUGAAAUACUUGUGAGACACGGCGACAGAGAAAAUGAAACUUUUUUUUUAUCUCCAGCAGCGCCGCCCCGCCGCUUCGCAGCACACCUGUCGGGCUCGGCGCGGGGAAACUCCUGGCGUGUACCUCAUCGUGAGUCACCCUGCUACUGCAAGCCCUAUAAAUUCGGGCUAUGCACCUUCGGGACGACAUCAAUCUCUGCUGCGCCGCCUCCCUCGCCAAGCUCAGGUGUAGCGGAACCAGAAGAGUCACAAAGCGGAGAACAGUCGCGAUGCCCUCACCGUCCGGAGCUGGCGCAGCUCUGCUGGUCUGCCUCGUCCUGAGCUUGACAGGGCUCGGAGAAGGGCGCGGGGACUCCAUUAAGGAAUGGGACAAGUUCAAGACAUAUUCUGUGGAGCUGAACGGGCUGGCGAGACAGAUGGCCAAAAUGCUCCCUGACAAGUCCCGGCUCAGUCAUCAGGAUGUCAAGGGCGGUGUCCUGUUGGUGGAGAGCGCAGACAGAUGCGACCCGCUGAGCCUGAAGUCUGAUCCCGAGCCCUGUCUGAGCAAGAUCGCCGGCGCUCUCCAGAACUACUCCAGGCUCUUUGGGGAUCGUGACCUGUUCAAGGACUCCCCUUGGAAAGAGUUGGCUCAGCAGGUGACCACAGUGAUAGAACACCUCCUUGGACUACUUGGGAAGCCGGUCUCCAGUGGGAGCCUGCUGGGGCAGGAGAGCAGGUGGAUGUUCUGGCAGCUGCAGCAGUACAGUGUGGAACGUCUGCUGUCCUUCUCCACCAUCGCAGCGCGCGUCUUCAGCCCCGGCGACCCCGCCACGCACGACGCCGGCUCUCAGGACAGCUGUCCCCCCAGCUAAAACCGCCGGCAAAGACAGACGAGUUCAGUAUUACACCCCCCAGGAGGAGCUGAGCAGCUCCAGCUUCCCCCGAAACCUGCUGCCCAACAGUGUUGUUAUUGUCAGGACUGCAGUUUACAAAGUGCAGUCUGUCUGGACAUUACAAUCCAUAGGCGGGGAGUCGCACCAUUGCAGUUUACUCUUGGCAAGUACUGCUUGUAGCAAAAUGGCCUAGUAGAGCAUAGUAAACUAUAGUGCAUCACUGUGAGUAAUAGUGCAGAAUUGUGACCUAUAGUACAGAACAGUAAACUAUAGUGCAUCAUAGUGAGUAAUAGUGCUGAAUAGUAAACUAUAGUUAAGAACAGUGGAUAAUAGUGCAGAAUAGUAAACUAUAUUACAGAACUUUAAAUUAUAGUGCAUCACAGUGAGUAAUAGUGCAGAAUGGUAAACUAUAGUACAGAACAGUGGAUAAUAGUGCAGAAUAGUAAACUAUAGUGCAUCACUGUGAGUAAAAGUGCAGAAUAGUAAUCUAUAACACAGGGCAGUCAACUAUAGUGCAUAAAAGUAAUAGUGUAUAUUACCAAUGCACAUUUUUUUGCCAUUUCGUAAAGCUUUCAGUCAGAUUAGUCUUCCUUUUAUUUAAAAAAAUAACAGUCAUUAACUUAUUUAUUUA